CACCUCUCGUAAGCCCACUGCUUCAUGUCGUCCUCCUCGUCUGCCUCUGCUGCCGAGGGAGCGCUCCUCGACACUGUGCCUGCGCCUGCUACAAUUGACGCCUCUGACUCGAGCUCUGACUCGGGCUCUGACUCUGGCUCUAGCUCUAGCUCUAGCUCCAACGCUGCCGAUGGCGGUCAGCCUGUUGACGGUGGUGCUGUUGGAGGUGGUGACGAGGCCGCGCCGGUGCCGGUCAACCUCCCCCACUUUUACGAGAUCGUUGCCGCCUAUGCCUGGGCCAUUCUCGACGUGAACAAGGAUGGCGUCAUCGAUGUCCAAGAGUGGGUUACGGGCGUGGCCAAGCUGGUCCCGACGGCAGACAAGGCGCAGAUCAAGGCUGAUCUUCGUGCAUACGAUGCUGACGACAACGGCGAGAUCGACUUUUCCGAGUUUGCCGUCUUUAUGGCCGGCUGGGACCAGUCUGGUCAGGCCGUCCUUCGCGAGGAGAACAUCCGCGCCCUGGUCGACACCCUCGAGCUGUUCAAGGGCGAGCCGGCCGUCGUCGACUGGGCUGCCUUUCUCUCCAUCGCCCGCCGCUUUGUUCCUGCAGAGGCCGAGACCACCGUGCUGGACGAGGACUUUGGCCGCCAGCUGCUGGCUGCUGUCUCGCUCGAGCCAGACCACGUCAACUCGCUGACCUACGGCGAGGUCCUCGUUGCGCUCUGCACCAUGUGGCACGGCCCGCCGCAGGGCGCCACCGUUGCCUACUACGUCCGUAACGUCUGGAACGUUGACGGCCGCUCCUAGAGUUGGGCCCCGUCGCCGCUACUAGCUUUGAGCAUACACACACACAUACGCGCACA
Thecamonas trahens ATCC 50062 is the source of this 842-nucleotide messenger RNA. RefSeq lists its product as uncharacterized. The record is from RefSeq and is a predicted model, not a curated record. The coding region runs from base 25 to 786 and encodes 253 amino acids. Lineage: Eukaryota; Apusomonadida; Apusomonadidae. The transcript is spliced from 2 exons. Gene Ontology annotation, molecular function: calcium ion binding.